Messenger RNA from Rotaria sordida, 438 nucleotides. Lineage: Eukaryota; Metazoa; Rotifera; Eurotatoria; Philodinida; Philodinidae. The record is from the annotation of a GenBank genome assembly.
AUGACUUUUUGGCAAUUACCUUUUGAUGAAAAUGAUAGUUUUAAAACAGUUUUUAUCAUUCCUUUUGGUUUAUAUGAAUCGAAUAUUCUUGCUCAAGGUGUUCGUAAUGCUUCUUCAAUUUUUCAACGUAUUACGAACCAUGUAUUAUCAUCAUGUACUGAUUUUUCCUUGAUUUACUUAGAUGAUAAAGCUAAACAAACAGUCGUAUAUUUAGAACAUGUAAUUAAUUCAACAACAAUCAGUCCUUUACUACAUAAAAUGAAAUCUAUUUAUUUAUUGCCAGAAUCUAAAUCUUUAGCUCAAGGAAAUCGCUUUAUAGGUGCAUUAUCAUGGUACAGAAAAUUUAUUCCACAAUUUGGAGGUCUUGUAAUACCUAUUCAUGUUGUAACUAAUCUAUCUAAAUCAGGUCGACAUAAAUUUAAAUGGGUACCUGAAUGA